This is a messenger RNA of Lemur catta (Ring-tailed lemur), 8746 nucleotides long. It is a transcript of the gene XYLT1, whose product is annotated as xylosyltransferase 1. Gene Ontology annotation, cellular component: membrane. Lineage: Eukaryota; Metazoa; Chordata; Mammalia; Primates; Lemuridae. Gene Ontology annotation, molecular function: protein xylosyltransferase activity. Bases 1 to 2856 code for a protein of 951 amino acids. The record is from RefSeq and is a predicted model, not a curated record. The transcript is spliced from 12 exons. Gene Ontology annotation, biological process: chondroitin sulfate proteoglycan biosynthetic process; heparan sulfate proteoglycan biosynthetic process.
AUGGUGGCGGCGCCGUGCGCCCGGAGGCUGGCCCGGCGCUCGCACUCGGCGCUGCUCGCGGCGCUCACCGUGCUGCUGCUGCAGACGCUGGUCGUGUGGAAUUUCAGCAGCCUCGAUUCCGGGGCCGGGGAGCGCCGCGGGGGCGCAGCGGCCGGCGGCGCGGAGCAGCCACCCCCGGCCCCGGCCCCGCGCCGGGAGCGCCGGGACCUGCCCGCUGAGCCGGUCGCAGCCCGCGGAGGAGGCGGCGGCGGCGGCGGCGGCGGACGGGGGCCCCCGGCGCGGGCGAGAGGAGGCGGCCCCGGAGAAGCCCGGGCGCAGCAGCCGGCCAGCCGGGGGGCACCGCCUGCCGGGGCGCUGGACCCACACGCCCCGAGCCCACUGAUCACGCUGGAGGCCCAGCACGGCUACUUCUCUCACCGGCCGAAAGAGAAAGUGCGCACAGACAGCAACAACGAGAACUCGGUCCCCAAAGAUUUUGAGAACGUGGACAACAGCAACUUUGCACCCCGGACCCAAAAGCAGAAGCACCAGCCUGAGUUGGGCAAGAAGCCCCCAAGUAGACAGAAGGAGCUUUUGAAAAGGAAGCUGGAACAGCAGGAGAAAGGGAAGGGCCCCAAUGAGGCUCUGCCUCCCGGCGAGAGGGCUGCAGCCAACAGCAGCCGUGGGAAGGAUGUCCCCAGACAGCCCCAUGCCAGGAAGAGUGGGGGCAGCUCCCCUGAGACCAAGAACGACCAGCCGCCCAAGUGUGACAUCUCCGGCAAGGAGGCCAUCUCUGCCCUGUCCCGCGCGAAGUCCAAGCACUGCCGCCAGGAGAUCGGGGAGACCUACUGCCGCCACAAGCUCGGGCUGCUGAUGCCUGAGAAGGUGACCCGCUUCUGCCCCCUGGACGGCAAAGCCAACAAGAACGUCCAGUGGGACGAGGACUCCGUGGAAUACAUGCCGGCCAACCCGGUCAGAAUUGCCUUCGUCCUGGUGGUCCACGGCCGUGCCUCUCGGCAGCUGCAGCGCAUGUUCAAGGCCAUCUACCACAAGGACCACUUCUACUACAUCCACGUGGACAAGCGCUCUAAUUACCUGCAUCGGCAAGUGCUGCAGUUUGCCAGGCAGUACGGCAACGUCCGCGUCACCCCCUGGAGGAUGGCCACCAUCUGGGGGGGAGCCAGCCUCCUGUCCACCUACCUGCAGAGCAUGCGGGACCUCCUGGAGAUGACCGACUGGUCCUGGGACUUCUUCAUCAACCUCAGUGCCGCCGACUACCCCAUCAGGACGAAUGACCAGCUGGUGGCAUUCCUCUCCCGAUACCGAGAUAUGAAUUUCUUGAAGUCACACGGCCGGGACAAUGCAAGGUUCAUCCGGAAACAAGGCCUAGAUCGGCUCUUCCUGGAGUGUGAUGCUCACAUGUGGCGCCUGGGGGACCGGCGGAUCCCGGACGGCAUUGCCGUGGAUGGGGGCUCAGAUUGGUUCCUGCUGAACCGGAAGUUCGUGGAGUAUGUGACAUUCUCCACAGACGAUCUGGUGACCAAGAUGAAACAAUUCUACACCUACACCCUGCUUCCUGCUGAGUCCUUCUUCCACACGGUCCUGGAGAACAGCCCCCACUGUGACACCAUGGUGGACAACAACCUGCGCAUCACCAACUGGAACCGCAAGCUGGGCUGCAAGUGCCAGUACAAGCACAUCGUGGACUGGUGCGGCUGCUCCCCCAACGACUUCAAGCCGCAGGACUUCCACCGCUUCCAGCAGACAGCCCGGCCCACCUUCUUUGCCCGCAAGUUCGAAGCUGUGGUGAAUCAGGAAAUCAUCGGGCAGCUGGACUAUUACCUGUACGGGAACUACCCCGCAGGCACCCCGGGCCUCCGCUCCUACUGGGAGAACGUCUAUGAUGAGCCCGAUGGCAUCCACAGCCUGAGCGACGUGACGCUCACCUUGUACCACUCCUUUGCCCGCCUGGGCCUCCGACGGGCAGAGACGUCGCUGCACACGGAUGGGGAGAACAGCUGCCGGUACUACCCAAUGGGCCACCCAGCAUCUGUGCACCUCUACUUCCUUGCUGACCGCUUCCAGGGCUUUCUGAUCAAGCAUCACGCUACCAAUCUGGCUGUGAGCAAGCUGGAGACUCUGGAGACGUGGGUGAUGCCGAAAAAAGUCUUCAAGAUUGCAAGCCCACCCAGUGACUUUGGGAGGCUCCAGUUUUCCGAGGUCGGCACUGACUGGGAUGCCAAGGAGCGGCUGUUUCGCAACUUUGGGGGUCUCCUGGGCCCCAUGGACGAGCCGGUGGGUAUGCAGAAAUGGGGGAAGGGGCCCAACGUGACCGUGACCGUCAUUUGGGUGGACCCCGUCAACGUCAUCGCAGCCACCUACGACAUCCUGAUCGAGUCCACUGCCGAAUUCACCCACUACAAGCCCCCUUUGAACUUGCCCCUGAGGCCUGGGGUCUGGACAGUGAAAAUUCUCCACCACUGGGUGCCGGUUGCGGAGACCAAAUUCCUUGUCGCGCCUCUGACCUUCUCCAACAGGCAGCCCAUCAAGCCAGAGGAGGCACUGAAGCUGCACAACGGGCCGCCCCGCAGCGCCUACAUGGAGCAGAGCUUCCAGAGCCUCAACCCCGUCCUCAGCCUGCCGAUCAGCCCCGCCCAGGUGGAGCAGGCUCGGAGAAACGCGGCCUCCGCGGGCGCCGCGCUGGAGGGCUGGCUGGACGCGCUGGUGGGCGGGAUGUGGACCGCCAUGGACGUGUGCACCACCGGCCCCACCGCCUGCCCCGUCAUGCAGACCUGCAGCCAGACGGCCUGGAGCUCCUUCAGCCCCGACCCCAAGUCAGAGCUGGGGGCGGUCAAACCCGAUGGCCGGCUCAGGUAGCACUGGGCACGAGCGGGCCACGGCGGGAUCUCAGCGGGAAAGCAGCCAGAGGGGCUGGGGGCGGGGCCUGGACCCUCGCCGCCCACCCCAGGGGGGUGGCCUUUUGUGCACGGGGCUCUCCGGGCCCUAGAACGGUGGGGAAGGGAGGUGAGCGGGCCCCAGCAGGGCUGCCAACAGCCUGCGUGGGGCAAGCUGGGGAUGGCAUGGCUCAGUCCCAGCACCGUGGUGGUCUCACCUCUUCUGGUCGAUCCUCAAGUCCUACAGGUUCCUCAUCAUCCCCUCCAAUGACACGACCUCCCCCAGACAGGUGACUCUGAAGCUUUUACUUUGAGCAGCAGAACGUUGCUGAGCGAGCGCAGCAGUAGGCAGAAGUUCAAGGUGCGGAUGAAACCCCAGCUGCUCUGGCUGAAGCUGAGGAAGGGGAAGUGUGAGGUUCCCUCUCGAAGCCCCCCGGGGGGGUCCCUUUGCCGCGGGCAUCUCCUAAGGUCUCUCUUGAGAACCCAAGGGCUCUGCAAAACCCAGUUAGACAAGCACUGCCCCGACUGGCCGUGGGCUUGGUCUCCAGCUCCACCCUCAGCGCGUCCUUCUGCUCCUCUGGGCUGGGAGACCCCGCGCCAGCCCUGAAGUGACAGGCCCGUGAACAUCACAGCUCUUUCAAGGGGAGCCUUGGGAGGGCGCUGAGCCUCCCUGCAGCCCUCUUUGGCUUGAACUAUUCUCCUUAGUAACUAGAUGAGCAAAAAAGCCUUUUGACGGGGGGCGGCCAAGGUCAACGCAGAAAUGUGACUGCCAGCUGUCCCAGGUCCCCGGCCUCCCCUGGCAAGGCUGCCACACAAAGUAGCAGAAACAAGACGAUGCUGUGAGCACGAGCCUUCUGGCCAUCCAUGGGCUGGAGGCCAAGGGCAUGACCUCGCUGGUCUUUGAAAAUGAGAGCUUGGGGGGGACCAUGGCCACGAAACUUGAAUGACAUUGCUUGUAGCCAGACUCCCGAGCUAGACAGCACAGCAAUACCUGUCGUCCGCCAGAGCCCUUCCAUUCGGAGGUCAGGCCCGCAAAACCUUCCUGACUCGCAUGCUCGGUGCUGCUGGGAGUGACCAAACCACAGGGACCAGACUUUUCACAUCCAGGAAAAAGCAUUGCGGAUUUGGUUUUUAAUUCCAUGCCCUUCCUUUAGCCGUGGUCCAAACAGGCGACAGAAAAGUGGGAAGGUGGUUGAAAGAAAUUAAAAACAGUGUUAUUCACAUGCUUGAAUUAAUUACCUGAAACCAGAAGGGUUUCCUUGCCAUGGUCCCCCCAGAGGCCCCCCUUCCUCCUGUGAAUGACAGGCUUCCCUUGGAAGAGUCGCACCCUGGUGGGGGGCCCGUCCUGCCUACUUCUCUCCAGGGUGGGCUCGAAGGACACUGUCACUGUGUCGCCCCAUCCCAGCAAGGCAGGAUGUCCUGUUGGCAAUUGAGGACAUAGAGAAGGGACACUUUAGAUAUUUAUUAUUUAUAUGUUUUAGUCAAUGACUAAUUAGUAGGUGCUGUUUUUGCAGCUUGUCGAUUACAUUAUCUUAUCUUUCUUACUAACUGGAGCUGCCUUUAUUCACUAAAGGCCCCCAGCCUUUGCCACCCACUCCCCUCCUCUCCCACCCCUUGGUGUCUCUCUUUCUUUCUCUCUGUCUGCCAUCCAUCCUCCUUGUCCUCAGAUACAGCCGGGGACACCCUGGGAGGAAAGCUCCAACCCACAUCAUCUGUCUGCCCCUUCACUUCCAAGCGCGUUGGAAUUCCUGAGCCGCCCUGGCCCCCAGCCCAGGGAGAUGACAGACUAGGGGUGGGGGGGGUGUGCUGACCAGAGAGCUGGGGCCCUCCCCGCUUGCUGUCUUGGCGACUUCCUGUGACCAGUCUAACCCUGGACCUGACCGUGACAGGGGGAAAUGGGCCCCUUCCAUCAGAGGAAGAGGCUGGUGAGACCCAGCCAGAGAGCCCAGGAGGUAGCCAUUGUCCCCAGUGGUUCUGGGGCCCUCAGCAUGGCUUUCUCAGAAAGCCCAUACGAUCGGUGGGGACCAUGAGCCGGGGGCCCCAUCCUCUCUCUGCCUCUGGCCAGGGUUUCCCUGGGCUUGCUGAAGCCACCUGGGAGGCUUCCCUUUCCCUGCCUGGUCACUAGGGCUGUGUUUUCCACAGUGCUAUUUACGGUGGCUUUGGGAACUCAGCCGUGGUAGGUCCCUGUAUAGAGUGUGAGCCUGCAGCCUUCAAGACCGGGCCUCUUCCCACUGACAUUUCUGCCCUUUUUCCAUCCCGGAACCCGUGGAGAAAGGCAGAGCUCACUUGCUCUGGGGACUCUCUUUCCCCUGAGGCUUCACUCCCCUCUUGCAAUUAAUUUGGGGUAUUCCUCUGUCUCCUCUGUUUUCAGUCCAGAUACUAAUUUUGCAGAUGUUACAUUUGGUUAAAAAAAAAAAAGGAGAAUUAUUUAAGAAAAGGGGAUAUUUUCCCAGGGAAAAUAGCAUAACUCCUUUUUCUUUCCUUUUCACAUGCCUGAGAAUGAUUGAUUUAUUGCAGGCCAUUGGUUAGGCAGCCCGGAGCUAUGGCUGCUUGAGGAUUUCAAAAGCACAGGGCUACAGUCUCUAGAAACCCUGUUACAGCCUGCAGGUACAGUGACUGUGGGCUGAGCCACUGCCUAGAUCCCUGGAAAUUUCAGAAGAGUGAGAGGUAGGACUUGUGGGUUGGUUUGUGGGGCAAAGGAAAUAGUCCAUACGUAGACUGCUGCACUCUGUAUGACUUCCUACCCACCCAGUGACAUUCAGGCAGAAAGUGAGCUCAGGAGACAGCAAGCCAUCGCAGAUCCCACUUCCCUGGUCAUGCAUAAGGCAGUAGGUCUCCAAGGAAGAAGUGAGUAAUUCCUAAGGUCCUCAUGUUUUAAGAAGUGUGCUAGUUCCUCCCUCUGGAAAAAAGGCUUUUCUGGUAGGAACAUGAGUUCUUUGGGCUUUGUUUCUCAUUGUUGGUUUAACUUUUAAAGUGCAAAUGGAGGUGUGAGAGGAUAAGCAAGACCCCACACACCUUUCCACCCCAAAGAGGCAAAUGGCAGCUACUCUGGGCGCAUGCCUGGGUGUGUGGGCAUCAUGCUUCCUUCUGGGUUGCAAAUACUGAGUGGACAGUGGCUGGACCCUUGGACUCUGCCAGUAAGGUGCAGAGUAGAGGAAAGCAGUAGCCACUGGGUGGGUGACAUGGACAAAGACCCCUUUCGCAACCAAGUUCACUGAGGAUUAGGGACAUCACCGCCACAGCAGCAUGGGGGCAGGGGGCCACACUAGAAACAGCUGUCAAUCUUUCGGCUGUAAAGACAGCAAGGUAGGUCUGCCUAAUCAACCCACACUCUAUGGUGGGGGCACAAGUGCUUACAGGGUCCAGGACACUGACACAGAUGAGUGAAACGGCUCCUGUAAGACAGAGGGGAGUGGUGGGGACCACGGACUUACCAGCAUGCAUGGAACCCAUCCGGCAGGAAGAGCUUCCACUCACCUCCAGCCUGUCGUUGCCAUGUAAGAACACAAGCACAGUGUAGUGGGAUCUUCCAAUUUGGUAAGAGAAGCCAGAAAUCCAGAUGUUUAUUGAAAAGCUGAUUUUUCCAUGUCGGUUAUUGUUUGUUUUCACACCCUGUGGUCAAAGAAAAAUUCCACGGUUCCAUUUGUGCACUCCCAGCAACCUCUGCUCUCUGGAGAGGUGGUUUAAAUGAGGUUAGGCAUAGCCCUGGUGGAGGAGGAAAAAAGCCAACAUUAGGCCAAGGCAAAAAUAAUAGCUCACGUUGAACUCUGAAGGGAACGGGGACCUCUUGCUAGUUAUUCCCCUCCCAAAGAGACCAUUCCAGUCUCUUCCAGAGGCAGACAGUUUGUGCUAAAGGGAAGAAGGAACAGAAUUUGGAGAUCUGAACUCCUACCCCUUAGACAUGCAGAGCUCCCCAUCUGCCUGGGGCCACACCUUCUGGGGCUCCCCCAAGUCAGGCAGAAAUGGCAAAGGCAGGGUCUAGGAGGAAGGGGUGGUGUGUGAAACAGCUGGACUGUCUCUAAAUCCCAAGUUUUGGCUGCCAUCUUGCCACCUACCUGGAAGCCUCUUCUGAAACCAUGCGGAGCUGUGCUGGCUCCCUUACCUUAGCUUCUGACUCAGUUACCUUACUUUGCCCAUGGGUCUACCACAGGCACUACCUCAUUGUGUCUGCUGAGAAGUUUACCUGGGGGGGAUAAAGGUGUCCAAAUCUGCUUGAGUUGAAUGUAUGAUCUAUGCAAAUUCUCUCUCCUCCCCCCUCUUCCUCUCUCUCUGCCUCUCUCUAACUUAGAAGUAUUAUUUUUCUUAUCUUGCAAACAAGAUACUGUAUAGGACCCUCUUAAGACUGAGGAGGGCUUUCAUGCGCCACCUGUGUCUAUCCCUCACGUUGUCUUUGGUUCUGUUCUUGCCAAGCCCCAACGCAGGGAGAAAGUGGCCUCUCUUCCCUCUCCACCUGGCUGGGAAUACUCCAACUGCCUCUGCCUACAGCCCCCACCGGAAAACAGGUUCUGCACCUUGCCACCCCCAUUCUUACCACCACCUCUUCCCUCCCUCAUUUUCCACCAACUUGCUUUUCCCAUCCCCCUUCCAAAAAAAAAAAGCCUUAGGUUUCUCCUUUUUGAAAUGUGGCCUUAAAAUUAUUUUUGGGAAGCUGACCGUCCUCCCCCCCUCACAUUUCCACCCCCAUCCGGAAGAAAGAGUAUCAUGAAGCUUUUGUGGCAGCCUCUUAAGCCAGGCUGCCAAUCUGUAGUUUGCAGAUGUGAUAGAAAUUGCUUACAAAUGUCAUCUUUAAGAAAAAUGUCCUUAUAUUUUUCCUAUGGGCCAAAUAAAGGCUUGGGUGUUCAUCUAAACCUUAGCCAACUCCUGAAGCACUCUCUUAGAGCAUACUGCCUCUGUAAUGGGCCAGCUUAAUUACCUGCAGAGUGCUCCCGAAGGCUUUGCAAACCUCCCCUCCCCCAAGACUGGGUGACUUUAUGUACUUCGUUCAAGGAUAAAUCAGGAGGGUUUCUCAAUUUAUCCUUCAUCCUUCCUGCCUGGAAAGUGAUAGCACUAAAUAUUCCCAGAUGGGUAGUGUUCUCAAAGGGAUCACCCUCUGCCUACCUUCAGACUCUAUCCUUCCAUCGCUCCAGUGCUCAUGGAGGCCAAAGACAACCCCAGGGUUUUCAUAGGAAAUUCACUGGAAUUGAGCGCAAUUGUCUUUGUAGUCCUUUUGUCUUUUUUUUAAAAAAAUAUGAUGUUGUCAAUAGCGUUUGUUUGGGUAUCUGUUUUAGAGGCCUCACAAUAAGUUAUUAUCGUCCCCUUCAUUGUUUUCAAAGAUGUGGUGAUAUAGUUUUUAAAAAUAACUAUUUUGUUAUAGAUCAUAAUAUGCAUAAAACUGUACAGAAAUAUUUUGUAAUGUAUUGAUUUUAAAAAAAGAUAAUCUGUAAAUAAAGUUUUAAAAAAAAGAGAAUUCAAAUGGCACACACUGAAAGAUGUAGAUAUUUUGCUAUUUAUUUAAAGGAGUAUUUUAAAAGAUAUUGAACUAUCAGAAAUUGACCAAUAAUCAAAGUUCCAGUCAUUCGAAAGCUUCUAACUAGAAUGUGAUUCUCGGAAACAAUUGUGUUACCUGCCCAUUUUUGCACCUUUUCCGUCUUUUCAUUUAGCAGAAAACAAGAACAAUGACAAUGACAACAACAACAAAAUUGUGCCUUAGCUGUAUCUUUUUGUCUAGGGGAGUUUGUUUCUGUCUGACAAAGCAAAAUUUUUUGCAGAAAACAGUGGAUGUAUUAAAUACUGUAUCAUACCAAAAACACUGCAGAUGUAUAUAGAUGCUUUCUGUCAUACUGUGUUUUCAGAUGCAGAAUUUUAAAAUUAAAAAAAAAAAUACUGUCUUUAUG